Messenger RNA from [Candida] anglica, 3232 nucleotides. The record is from the annotation of a GenBank genome assembly. NCBI's taxonomy places the organism in Eukaryota, Fungi, Ascomycota, Pichiomycetes, Serinales, Debaryomycetaceae.
UGGAAUGAACUAGUACCUUAAACAGUAAUCAUUUCGAAAGAACCAUAAAGAAGGAAUAUGGCCGGGUAUUUGGGAGCCAAAAGAAGACUUUCAGGAGGACCUUCAAGUGAUGAUGGUCCAAACAAAAGACAACUGGCCACCACAUUUGCCACCUCCACAGGAAGAGAUUCACCAGUCGAAGAAGUCGUAGAAUUUGAAAGUAAUAGUGAUAGUAGUGAAGAUGACGACGGUUCAUACCAGGGAGACUUCCAGAUCGAAGACUCCACUUCAUCUCAGUGGCAAGAAACCAUCACAAAUGUGGUGAAAUCUGUCGUUUCCAUUCAAUUUACCCAUGUUAGCAAUUUCGAUACUGAAACUUCCAUUGUCAGUGAAGCCACCGGAUUUGUAGUUGAUGCCGUAAGAGGUCUCAUUUUGACCAACAGACAUGUUGUUGGUCCAGGUCCAUUCUGUGGGUAUGCAGUUUUCGAUAACCACGAGGAAGCAGUGGUAAAGCCAAUUUAUCGUGACCCUGUACAUGAUUUUGGAUUCUUACAAUUCAAUCCAAAGGAUAUUAAAUAUAUGGAGGUUGUCCAAUUAGAAUUGAGACCAGAAGCAGCACAGGUUGGUACCGAGAUCAGAGUUGUAGGUAACGAUGCAGGUGAAAAAUUGUCGAUUUUGUCUGGAUUUAUUUCUAGAUUGGAUAGAAAUGCUCCAGACUAUGGGUUAUUAACAUACAAUGAUUUCAAUACCGAGUAUAUCCAAGCUGCUGCCAGUGCAUCCGGUGGUUCGAGUGGUUCUCCAGUUGUAAACUCAGAGGGCCGUGCCGUUGCACUUCAAGCCGGUGGGUCACUGGAGGCAUCCACCGAUUUCUUCCUCCCAGUUUAUAGACCACUUCGUGCCUUACAAUGCAUCCAAAAAUCACAACCCAUCACAAGAGGUGACAUUCAAGUGGAAUGGCAACUCAAGCCAUUUGAUGAAUGUAGACGUCUUGGUUUAACUUCAGAAAAUGAAGCAAUUGCAAGAAAGGAGUUCCCUAAAAAAAUCGGUCUUCUUGUCGCCGAACUUGUUUUACCUCAAGGACCAGCUGAUUCAUUCAUCAAGGAAGGUGACAUUCUUAUCAGUAUUAACGGAGAACCAAUUGCCACUCAUGUUAGAGUAGAUGAGAUUUUGGAUGAUAACGUUGGCAAAACUCUCAAGUUUGUGUUACAACGUGGUGCUAAGCUCAUUGAACAUGACAUUGUCAUUGGUGAUCUCCACAAGAUCACUCCUUCUAGAUACGUCGAAGUUGCCGGUGCAUCGUUCAAUGACCUCUCUUACCAAGUCGCUCGUUGUUACUGUAUUCCAGUCAAGGGUGUUUUCGUCAAUGAUGCUUCUGGAUCUUUUGAAUUCAGUCCUUAUGAAAAGAAUGGAUGGAUUUUGGACUCUGUUGAUGACAAACCAACCCCUGAUCUUGAUACCUUUGUUGAAGUAAUGAAGGAAAUCCCUGAUAGAGUCAAGAUCUCCGUCCAAUACCGUCAUGUUCAAGAUUUAAAUUCUGAAAAUGUUCACAUUCUUUACAUUGAAAGACAUUGGCAAUCCACUUUUAGAAUGGCCACUAGAAACGAUUCCACUGGGUUAUGGGAUUUCACCACUUUACAAGAUAAGGCCUUGCCACCACCAUCAGUUGAACCACAAAAUGCUAAAUUUAUCGAUAUCCCAUUUGAUGAUGAUGACAAGAAGGGUUGUUCUUCAUUGGUUCGUUCAUUUGUACACGUAAGAACCAUCUUACCGGUUCCAGUUGACUCUUUCCCAUACCGUAAGGAAAGAGGUCAUGGUAUAGUCGUGGACAGUGUCAAUGGAUAUGUCUUGGUUUCUAGAAGAUUUGUUCCUCAUGAUAUGUGUGACAUCUUAUUGACCUUUGCUGAAUCGAUUGAUAUUUCUGCUGAAGUUGUCUUUUUACAUCCAAACCAAAACUAUGCUAUCGUCAAGUAUGACCCAAGUUUGGUUUUGGCAGACGUACAAACUCCAAAGUUAUCCACUCAACCAUUGAAAAGAGGUGACAAGGCAUUUUUCGUUGGUUACAACUACAACUUUAGAGUAGUUACCGACGAUGUCAAAGUUAGUGCCACCACUUCUCUUAAUAUCCCACCAUCUACCGUUUCCCCACGGUACAGAGGUACCAACUUGGAAUGUAUCUUAUUGGAUAGUAAGGUUUGUCAAGAAUGUGACACCGGAUGUCUUGCAGACCGUGAUGGUACUAUUAGAGCCUUCUGGUUGACAUAUUUUGGUGAAACUAACCCAGACUUGCAAACUGAAAGAAUGUACCGUAUGGGGUUGGAUGUGACCGAUGUUCUUGAUGUUCUUGAAGAGUUGAAGGCCAAGCAAAGCGUUAGUCCAGUGAGAAUUUUGGAUGUUGAAUUUGCUCCAAUUUCCAUUAAUCAAGGUAGAACUAGAGGUGUCCCUAAGGAAUGGAUUGCAAGAUUUGAAGAUGUUUGUAAUGAUGAAAUCAAAUUCUUAGCCGUUGAUAGAGUUGCUGCCCGUGAAAUCGGUGCUGAAGCAGAUGUUAACCCAUUCAAGACUGGUGAUAUAGUUCUUGCUGUGGAUGGAUCCAUUGUAAAGAACAUGAGAGAUUUGAAGGUUAUGUACAGAAAGGAACAACUUACAUUCCAAGUGAUCAGACAAAAGAAGGAGAUUUCCCUCAUCGUGAAAACCACCGACACUAGUUCCAUUAACACAUCGCACGUUGUUUUCUGGUGUGGUACACUCCUCCAAGCACCACACCAUGGUGUUCGUCAAAUUCUGGACAAGCUUCAUUCUGGCGUUUAUGUAACCAGAAAGAACUCUGGAGGUCCAGGUCAUCAAUACGGGAUUUCCACUAACAGUUUCAUUACACAUGUAAACGAUGUUGAAACCCGUGACUUGGACUCGUUCAUCAAAACUAUCAAGGACAUCCCUGAUAACACAUACAUCAAGCUUAGAUUGGUUUCCAGUGACAACGUUCCUAUGGCUAUCUCUGUCAAGACGAACUACCACUACUUCCCAACCAGUGAGUUGAAAAAGAAUGGUGAGGGACAUUGGGACGAAGUGGAACAUUGAGAAAGACAAUUAAGGGCUAUUAGGUAGAUAGAAUAUGUAGAAUAGACCAAUAAUAAAUUUUGGGUUAAAAGAUCAUUUGUAGAGACAGGUAAAACAGUUAGCUAACAGAUCAAGAGAUCAACAACAAAGACCUAUAGACUCUUAUUUUAAAAAAAUACAUUUCUACAUCAAGUUUUAA